ACUUGAAAAAGUAUAAAGACCCCCAAAUGCAAGGCGCUUUUCAGGCUCCAGGUUUUUUUUAACAGUCUCCAUGUCUACACAUUCUACCCACUACACCGAUGCGCUGUCGGGUAGUAGCGGUGUUUCCAAUAAGCGGUACCAGGCAUACGCGCCUGACACGGGGCUGAGAGCUUCUUUGGAGUCCGAAAAGGCUGCUGAUGACGAUGCUGAAUCGGAAAUUCUCCACCGCCAACGUACCAACGUGUCAGAGCUCUCUCGAAUCAUCUCAGGAAUUCGAGACGACCGGAUCCAGGAUGCGGCCGUGGCUCACGAGUACCGAGACACCGGAGUGCCAGAUGCUGUUAUCGCACAAGAGCUCGAGGCCAUCUCCCGAAAGAACACCACCAUUGCCGAUGAAGAGCAGGUGGUUGGAGAAAAGGAGCUCAAGUUAUCGGAAGUAGACGUGGAAGAGGAAGAGAACAUCCCACCACCCGACGAAGGGUAUGCGUGGGUCAUUGCCAUCAUUGCCAUGUUAUCGGUAUUUGCAACCUGGGGUAGUAAUGCCUCGUUUGGAGUAUUUUUACAAUACUAUAUCGAUGCCAACGUGUUCCCGGGAGCCACCAAGUACGACUUUGCGUUGAUCGGAGGCUUGGUGGUGUGCCUUGCGCAGGGUUGCAGCCCGUUUGUAUCGAUGUUAUAUCGGGUUAUAGGCAUAAAGGCCAUCACCGCUCUAGGCAUCACCCUUCAGACGGCUGGGUACAUCUUGGCGUCAUUUGCCACCAAAAUCUGGCAGCUCUAUGUGUGUCAGGGUGUCAUUGUGGGGAUGUCGUUCAGCAUGUUGUUUAUUCCGGCCACUUUGGUGUUACCAACCUGGUUUGACAAGCAUCGCGCUACUGCCUUCGGCAUCUGUAUUUCUGGUGCUGGGUCGGGAGGAGUGGUAUUUUCGUUGAGUAUUCAUAAGGUGUUUGAGAUGACUGGAAACCAGCGGUGGGGGUUGCGUUUGGCGGCGUUGAUGGCGUUGGUGGCGGCCUUACCGUGUUUUUUGUUGAAGCCUCGGUACGGAAAAACCUUACCUUUCAAACAGAGACUUCUGAAACAGUUUAUUCGAGACAACUUCAAGUUGAUCUUUGACUUCUCGGUUCUCAGCACUUGGCCCAUGAUGGUGUGGUGUGUGUGGUUUCUGAUAGCUAUGACUGCGUACGUGGUGGUGUUGUUUUCGGUAUCGUCGUAUGCUACCCUGAUUGGAUUAUCAUCCAGUAAGGCUACACUUUUGACAGCCAUCUUGAAUAUUGGCCAGAUCGUGGGACGUCCUGGUUUUGGAUUUGUGGCCGACUGGGCUGGAAGAAGCAAUGUGGCCGUACUUAUUCCUUUGCUCAUCUGUAUAUGGAUUUUGGCAUUUUGGAUCAAUGCCAGUUCUUUUGCAGCCAUGGUACCGUUCUGUUUAAUUCUUGGAGGUGUUGCGGGCAUCGGUACUCUUAUGAGUCAGCCGGUGUGUUCAGAUAUUCUUGGAGAUCCUAGCAAGCUCCCUGCUGGAUGGUCAGCUAUGAACAUUGCCGUUUCAAUUCCGUCGUUGGUGGCAGAAGUGAUCGCGUUGGCAUUGACCAGAUCCAACUCCACCCAGCCAUAUUUGCACCUUCAGAUUUUUGUGGGAGUGUGUUUCUUUACGUGUUCGACGUUGGCGUUGCUAAUCAGGCUGCACUUGGUGAAUAAGGUGAUCAGGGCCAGAUUAGCAUGUUCUAUCAAUACUUUACAAGAGCUUACGGGACUGCGGUGCCGGUAUUUGACGGUGGCAGAAUUGCAAAAGACGGACGAAGAGAAGGCGGACAUUGUAUUGUUGACGGAGAGAAUCGAGCGGUACGAGGUGUUAUUGAGGGCCAGUGUAGGGAGUUUUUUCAUUCGGAUGUUUUACCCGAUUAAAGUUUAGCAUGGCACUGACGGUACCAAACAAUAAUGGCAAUAAGAGCAAUAACAAGCACAAUCAUAAAAGCGUAAUGGGUAGACAAUUAGAAUGAUGAUUAUAAAGUGUAGAGAUUAAUAAACGAUAAUAAAACCUGGGUAUGUUCUUCUGGCUACUAUGAUCACCCGUUUAACAAUAUGUUUAUUAACAAUGAAGGUUUUGGAGAUAUUAUACACGAUAUAAAUGUAGAUAUCUUAACGGUUAGACUUGGCAACUCUUUCCAAUUCGUCCUUCUUCUUGAUGGCAUAAGAAGUAGAAGAACCCUUGGCAGCGUUGAUCAACUCUUCAGCCAAACAUUCAGAAAUGGUCUUGAUGUUUCUGAAAGCAGCUUCUCUAGCACCAAUGGUUAUUAAAGCAACAGCCUGGUUGACUCUUCUCAAAGGAGAAACAUCAACAGCUUGUCUUCUGACGGUACCAGCAGAACCAAUUCUGGUGGAGUCUUCUCUUGGACCAGAGUUGACAAUGGCGUCAACAACAACUUGCAAUGGGUUUUGUUCGGUGACAACGUGGAUGAUUUCCAAGGCUUGUUCGACGAUUCUGACAGCCUUCAACUUCUUACCGUUGUUUCUACCGUUCAUCAUUAAAGAGUUGGUUAAUCUUUCAACAAUAGGACAUUGGGCCUUUCUGAAUCUCUUGGCGGCGUAUCUACCGGCAGUGUGGGAAACAAACACUGGUUGGGCGAUUUGGAUGUAGUCAACCAAGGAAACGUCCUUGACUUCAACGUCUUCAAAAGACCAUUUGUUGAACAACUUGACUUCAGCUUGAGCAGCUUGCACGUCAGCAGGAAUGGCGGUGGCCAAUUCAACGAGCUUGAGUUCUUCUUGGAUCACUGGAACUUCUUGAACUUCUUCAACUUCAGCCAUAUUAACUUGAAUUUACUGAUGAAUAACUAUUGGGAAAAGUCUGGUGAAAACUCAGUGCGAU
This is a messenger RNA of Yamadazyma tenuis ATCC 10573, 2860 nucleotides long. RefSeq lists its product as uncharacterized. Gene Ontology annotation, biological process: transmembrane transport. NCBI's taxonomy places the organism in Eukaryota, Fungi, Ascomycota, Pichiomycetes, Serinales, Debaryomycetaceae. Gene Ontology annotation, cellular component: membrane. The record is from RefSeq and is a predicted model, not a curated record. Gene Ontology annotation, molecular function: transmembrane transporter activity.